Messenger RNA from Fusarium pseudograminearum CS3096, 1029 nucleotides. RefSeq lists its product as uncharacterized. The transcript has 4 exons. The record is from RefSeq and is a predicted model, not a curated record. The coding region runs from base 1 to 1029 and encodes 342 amino acids. Lineage: Eukaryota; Fungi; Ascomycota; Sordariomycetes; Hypocreales; Nectriaceae.
AUGGAAAUCAACGAUGUACCGACCGAUUCGAGGCAGACUGAGCUCUGUCUAGUGGCAUGGAUAUUUACUGGCAUGGCGAUUGUCACCGUCCUGACCAAACCCUUUACAACGAUAGUCAUCUUCAGAAGACCUGGAUGGGACGACCUAUUGAUUCUUUUAUCAUUGAUUGGAAGCAUUGUUGCCUCGACUCUGGUGCAGGCCUCUUCGGAUCUUGGUUUGGGCCGACACACAGCUUCUGUCGCCGCGGAGCCCGGUGGCGUACAGAAGAUGGUCAAGACCAAGAUUCUUCAGGUUGUUCUAGCUUUCAACAUCAUGGCCUACAGUCUUCCCAACGUUGCCAUCUUGAUCCUCAUCGAACGUCUAGUCGGCAAAACGAAAACAAUGACCCGCCGAUUCCUUCGUGCCGUCGUAGCAAUACAGAUUAUUCUCGCCGUGAUAUCGAUCGUAAUCAUCUUUGCACAAUGCCGACCUACCAAGAUGUUAUGGGACCAGUCAGCCAAGGGGGAAUGCUGGAGUCCAGACGUCUUUAACCGCUCGUCGUAUGUCGUCAGCAGUUUUACAGUCUUGACUGAUCUUGUCCUCGCCGUUGUACCGACUCGUGCAUUUUGGAAACUACAACUGAAGAGACAAGAGAAAUUGGAGAUCACAUUUAUGUUGGGCUUGACGUUCCUCUCCGCCAUUUUCACCAUCAUCAAGGUAACGUACUUGUAUACUUUUAAUGAUCGAACAGAUCCUUUAUACAACGUCGUAACUUUGAUCAUUUGGGGCUUGGUUGAACAAAACGUCGUAAUCAUGGCUGCAAGCGUCCCGACCUUGAGGCCACUCAUCCGACUUAUCAAGGACAAACAUCCGAUGCGUAGCGCAGUUGGUUACAUCAGGAGUGGCAGCGGAGCUGACCCGAAGCAUAACGAGUCGGUCUCUGAGGUUCCUCUGGGAGACAUGAAACCCAAGCCGGAGAAGGAGAGUCAACUCAGUCUCGAACGGCACAGUUCUACAGAAGAGCUGAACAGAGAUGCGUCGAGGCUAUGA